This is a messenger RNA of Sipha flava (yellow sugarcane aphid), 3721 nucleotides long. It is a transcript of the gene l(2)gl, whose product is annotated as lethal(2) giant larvae protein homolog 1. The transcript has 22 exons. Gene Ontology annotation, biological process: establishment of spindle orientation; regulation of establishment or maintenance of cell polarity; regulation of protein secretion. Gene Ontology annotation, molecular function: myosin II binding; GTPase activator activity; syntaxin binding. Gene Ontology annotation, cellular component: plasma membrane; cortical actin cytoskeleton; cytoplasm. The coding region runs from base 394 to 3684 and encodes 1096 amino acids. The record is from RefSeq and is a predicted model, not a curated record. Lineage: Eukaryota; Metazoa; Arthropoda; Insecta; Hemiptera; Aphididae.
AAUAAAAAGACACCAACACAAUUGUGCGCGUACGUGUGCGGCGGUGGGGAGCUGUGAUAGCGCGAUUUUUGUUAUUUCUUUUCAUCGGCUCCGGCGCGUCACGGUGAGCGAAUCAAAUACGUACUGCGCGCGUAGCGUACGGCACCUAUCUGCACGCAAGCGAUGCUCGCAUUUGCACGGCUCACGGCGGCACACUCGUUUCAGGACCUACGGCACCAGCAGUGAUACGACGACCGUAGCGGACACGACCUGCGUUUCCGGGUGCGCGACAUGCGAAUGGAUCAACGUCGUCCGUCUUAAAACCGCGACCGCUUUCCGCCGAACGUCUCCCUUGUGACGUGACAUAAUAACAGCGUAAGAGCAUCACCAGGAAGAGUGCCGGUGCUUAGCGACAUGCUCAAAUUCAUUCGCGGCAAAGGCCAACAGCCUUCGGCCGAACGCCAGAAGAUCCAAAAAGAUUUGUUCGCCUUCAGACGGACUUUACAGUAUGGAUUUCCAAACAAACCAACAGCACUUGCUUGGGACCCAUUAUUACGUGUUAUGGCUAUUGGCACUUCAACUGGAUCGAUUAAAGUAUUGGGUAAAACUGGCGUUGAGUUUUAUGGUCACUUACCAUGUUCUGAUCAAGCGAUUACCAAGUUAUUAUUUAUUCCUAAUCAAGGUCGGUUGGUAUCAUUGUCUGACGACAACAGUCUUCAUUACUGGGAAAUAAAUGACAUGGCCAUUGAUGAAGUCCAAUCAUAUCUGUUAGAGGGAAAACUUAAGCAAAUAUCCUCAAUGUGCUUGGAAUCAAGUUGUGAACAUUUGUUACUUGGAACUGAAGGGGGAAAUAUUUUUUUUAUUGACUUGUCUACAUUUGAAUUGUCGGAUAAUAUUAUUUAUCAAGAUGUUGUGAUGCAAAAGGUUACAGAAGAAUAUAAGAAAAAUCCUGGUGCUGUAGAAGCCAUAGCGGAACAACCCGGAAAUCAAAAUCAUAUUUUGAUAGCUUAUAAUAGAGGGUUAAUUGUUUUAUGGGAUCGUUUGAACUCUGUGGCCGUAAAAACUUUUGUAAGUAGUCAGCAAGUAGAAAGCAUAUGUUGGGAAGAAAAUGGAGAAAGCUUUUAUUCGUCCCACAAUGAUGGGUCAGUUACACUUUGGAAAAUAAAUGAAACAUCUGAUGAAAAUGAAAAUACUAAAACAAUUUAUGGACCAUUUCCAUGUAAACCAAUUCCUAAAAUUGUUUGCCAACAAUCUGCUCAAGACCUCAAUGAAAAAUUAUUAAUUUUUACUGGAGGGAUGCCACGAGCAUGUUAUGGUGACCGUCAUGCUGUUACUGUACAAUUAGGAACUGCUAAACAUGUAGCUUUUGAGCUCACUUCAAAAAUUAUUGAUUUUUUUACAACAACUGCUUCAGUUGAUGAAAAAGGUUGUAGUUUCCUUAUAAUUCUUGCUGAAGAAGAAAUAGUUGGUAUUGAUUUAUCUACUGAAGAUUGGCCUUUGAUUCAGUUACCAUAUCUUGUAUCAAUUCAUGCAAGUGCUAUCACAUUUACUACAUAUGUUUCUGAUUUAAAUGAAGACUUAUGGAAUAACAUAAUAGCUGUUGGAAACCUACAAAAUGAAAAUAAUUUUUCUUCAAAUGAAUGGCCUGUUGAUGGUGGUGAAGCUAACAUUGAUGAUGAACAAAGCAGAGACCUCUUAAUAACAGGCCAUGAAGAUGGUUCUGUUAAAUUGUGGGUUGCAAAUGCUACACCGUUACUUCCUAUAUAUGUGUUCAAAUCGUCUUGGGUAUUAGUUGGCGAUGAUGCUGAUAAUCAUUCCAGUAACAGUGUAGUUCCAGAGGAGGAAGAAGAAGAAUGGCCACCAUUUAGAAAAGUUGGAAAUUUUGAUCCUUAUUCGGAUGAUCCUCGAUUAGCAAUUAAAAAAGUUAUCCUUUGUCCUCGGACUGGUACAAUGAUUGUUGCUGGUACAGCUGGCCAUGUCAUAAUUUCUAAAUUUAAUGAAGAAUCAUCUUCUAAUGAAAUAAAAGCUGUACAAAUGAACGUUGUUGGAGAAAGCUUUGUAUGGAAAGGUCAUGAACGUUUAAGUUUAAAACAAACUGGAGAUGAAACUAAUAAUAAUAAUGGCAAAAAUAUGACUUGUCUUACGUUUAAAGCUGGAUUUCAGCCUUCGUCUGUUUUACAAGUAUAUCCUCCAGCAUCAAUUACAGCUGUUGCUUUACACUCAAAUUGGUCUUUGGUUGCUGCUGGUACAGCUCAUGGUCUAGUGCUUUUUGAUUAUUAUCGACAAGCUCCAGUGUUGACAAAAUGCACUUUAAACCCUAAUGAUUUGUCUACUGCUGGAGAUACUCCUAUAUCCAGAAGAAAAUCAUUUAAAAAGUCUUUAAGAGAAUCAUUUCGAAGACUACGAAAAGGAAGGAACUCUACUAGAAUUGCUAAUGAUAAAAAAGGAGCAAGUAUCACACCUGAUAAAAAAAGAGAAAAUUCUGGGACUUUAUCUCCAAUGGAAGCACGACCUGUAGAACGAGCAAUUGAAGCUAGACCAGUUGAUGAUGCUUUAGGAAGUAUGGUUCGUUGCUUAAGUUUUACAAAAACAUUCAUUGUAACAGCAUCACACAUUACUCCAACAAUGUGGGCUGGUACCAAUAGUGGUUCUGUAUACAUUUUUACCAUUAGUAUACCACCAAAUGAUAAACGAAAAGAAAGACGAGUUACUGCCCAAUUAGGAAAAGAAGUCCAAUUAAAACACCGUGCACCUGUGAUUGGAAUCACUGUGAUUGAUGCAGAAAAUCGAUCAGUCAUUGAAGUCCAAGAAAAUAGUACUCCAGGUAAACCUUUAGAUAUUUGUGGUCCUCACAAGGUUAUCAUUGCAUCCGAAGAACAAUUUAAGAUAUUUUCUUUACCUAAUUUAAAACCAAUGUGCAAACUUAAACUAACAGCAGCUGAAGGUGCUCGAGUUCGACGAAUGUCAAUGGCUUAUUUCAAAAUAAAUGAUUAUGCAGAAAGUUGUCUUCUCUGUUUGACUAAUUUAGGUGAAGUAAUAGUACUUAGUGUACCAGACCUCAGAAGACAAAUACAUGCUGCAGUUAUUCGUCGAGAAGAUAUCAAUGGAAUUUCAAGUUUAGUGUUCACACGCUAUGGAGAAGCUUUAUAUUUACAUUCAAGUAGUGAACUUCAGAGGAUUUCUGUAUCUGCAACUAGUGUUACACAAGUUGAUUGUUCUUUAAACUUACCUGAUAGAGAUCGAACCCCACAGAGUAGAUCUAUUACGCCUAUUAAUGGGUAUACUGAUGAUGAACAAGAAGAUUCUCCUAAAGUAAAUGGAUUAACAAAUGGUACACAAGAAAACGGCGAUAGUAAUUCACAGUUAAACAAUAGCAAUGAUCUUUCUGUUGGGGAUAUUACAAUUGAUUCUAUUAAAGACCACUUAGGAAAUUCAAAUUCCAAUUUGAAUUUAACAUCAACAUCAAACAAUGUUGAAAUUAAUAACCAUCAGAAAACCGUCACUAAACAUGAGUUAUCUUCGACUACUACAACUACUGUGAAGACAUCAAAUUCGACAACAGUGAUUACUAAUGAAACUAUUACUGUUGACAAUAUAUCCACAAGUUUAGUUGUAGAAGAUGAUCCAUCAACACAGGCCAAAUUUGAGAUACUUAAGGCUCCUUUAGCUCUUAUGGAAGACCUGGAAGUAGAGACAGCUGCAUAAUGUGAUAACUAAUAAUGCGUGUGCGAUUAACUCGACA